Molecule: messenger RNA, 2295 nt
Organism: Closterium sp. Naga37s-1
Lineage: Eukaryota; Viridiplantae; Streptophyta; Zygnematophyceae; Desmidiales; Closteriaceae
Source: the annotation of a GenBank genome assembly
AUGGUCUCUACCAUAGUUACUACUGAUAAUCAAUCCCUCUCAACUGCUCCCAUGCCUCCCCCCUCACAGGAACUACUUCACGUGAUCUACUUCACGAUCUACUUCACGUGUGUAUGCAAGGCCGUCACGGGAUGCACGGCGCGCAAAGUGGAGGACCGCAUCCCCGGCCCGCCCCGCGGCAAGCACACCGCGCCACCCGCCGCCGCUGCUGGCCCCGCUGCUGCUGCUGCCAGCACUGCUAAUGCUGCCGAUGUGGCUGAUGCUGCUGAUGAUGCGGCUGCUCCUGCUCUUGAGGAUGAAGCCGCUCCGACCCGCCCUGAGAGAGUGGAGAUGCGCAAGGUGAUACGCAUGACGACCUCAGGCUUCCACAACCACCCUUCCUCGUUGUGCCUCAAGCGCCGCCGCCGGAGCAUCGACGCAGCAACAAGCGGCCCCAUGACUGCUCCUUUUCAACAACAGGCUUCAGCGUAUACAGCAUCCCUUACUGCCCUCCUUAAACCUCACCGUGACACGGCUCCUGCCCCUUCGCAAGCCCCUGGAAAUCCUGCCAAUGUCUCGCACAGUGGACCGUUCGCGGCAGUCUCUCCGCGCGUUUCCAGCAUGCAGUCCCGCGGCAAAUUCAAAGAGAUCCUGUGUGCAUCUAAACCACUCACUGGCCUCAUCCCCUCCUAUGUCAUAGGAGGCAGUGCCUCCUUCGGCGAACCCAAGGAGACUUGCUCUGCUCUUGUGCCUGCAGCUUUCUCGCAGAGGAGUGCUGGCACAGCGCGACAGGGAAGGGGAGGGGGAGAGGGGAGAGGGGUGAGGGAGGAUGAGGAGCAUACAACUGGCACGUGCUGUGCUCUUGCGCCUGCAGUUUUCUCGCAGAGGAGUGCUGGCACAGCGCGACAGGGAAGGGGAGGGGGAGAGGGGAGAGGGGUGAGGGAGGAUGAGGAGCAUACAACUGGCACGUGCUCUGCUCUUGCGCCUGCAGUUUUCUCGCAGAGGACCGCCGGCACAACGCGACAGAGAACCAUCGGGAGCAUGUAUGAGCAGAUUAUGGCACUCGGCAACGAGCCGGCGGAGAUCAGCCGGGCUGAGUUGAAACCCAGCUUCCGGUCUGACGGGGAUUUAUGCUUCCCUGCUGCGGUGGGGCUGAGCUACCAGCCUGAGGAGUUGAGCUACCAGGCUUCAAAGCGGCAGAGGGCAACGCCGGUGAAAUCUGAACCGGAUGGUCCCCUGGAGAGCCCCAGCGGCAGCUGCUGCCAGGAUGAGCCUCUCUGGCCUGCUGCUGCCACCUGUGCGUCUGCUCCACACUUCUCCGCCCCUGCCUAUGCUUCUGAACACUCUCAAAGGACAUCCCAUCAGAGUCACGACGGACUACCCUGGCCUGCUGUGAGCUCUGCGUCUGCUCCACAGCCGUCUGGUGGGCCCCUUGGGACUGCUGCUGCUUCUGGAGGUGCAUCGUCUGCCCAACACCUGUCUGGUGGGCCCCUUGGGUCUGCUGCUUCCAAACGCGGUUGUGUGAAGUUCUACCCUCGCCUGUCAGCAACGACGUGCGCCUCUCAAGGUGUGCUGCUCCGGAGCAGCCCCGGACUACCACAGCGCUUUCUGAACCAGUUUCCGAACCCAACAGGACCGGCAGAACCAGCAGGCCCGGCAGCUUCAGCCGUCCCAGCAUUCCCGGCAGCGCAUACAACCCCAGCAACCUCAGCAGCAGCGGAACCUCCACAAGACUGGCAAGCUCUGGCAAGUGCCAAGGGUGGCGAAAGCAGCAAGAGUGAUGUAGCGAUGCUGCUAGGCGAGCUUCUGACACCGGCUGAAUGGGAGGUGGUGCUCUCGCGGAUGGUCCAGCGGCAAGGACCGUCGGAUGAAGGAGAGCAGCAGAUGCUAAACGGUGUGGAUGAUAGCAGCAGCGCAUGCAUGCACACGGCUCAAGCAGAGGUGCUGCGUGCAAUGAAUGCAUACCAGGACCUCGCCUUUGCGUCUCCCACUCAAAUCGGGGCGUCACCCCUGCAAGAACCCCUGCCAUUCGCUCCUGCUGCUGCUGCUGCUGCUGCUGCUGCUGCUCAGAUCGGUGCUUCUUCUGCUGCUCCGUCAAUGUUUGCUCAAUUCACACCUGCCGUACCUAACACUACGGGAGCUACCCCCUUGGAUCCUUCAGCCAAGAUCAAAACCGAGGUGAGCACCCCCCCCCCUCUCCCUUCCGUGCUCCUAGCAAGAGUCGGCACUGGCUUGGCCAACCUAUCCUGCGCCGACCUAUCCUGCGCCGAACCUAUCCUGCGCCGACCCAUUACUCCCCAAAGAGGUCUUCCCUGA